UUGACUUGUUUUUUCUUGUGGAUUUAAUUUAAUUUAAUAAGAUAUUGUAUUAUAAGAGCAAAUUAUGAGAAAUGUGUAUAUAUAACAUUCAUCCCUUAUACUGAAUUCCACACACCCUAUAAUUUAUAAUUUUUGUGCGUAAUGAAGUAACCGUGGAAACCAUUCGACCAACAUAAAAAGUUAAUGUAUAGUUAAGGAUUACGUGUAAGAAAAAUCUAAUUCAUAGUAGAAUGUUGCUGUUUAGUCAUGAGUAGUGUUUUUACGAACUCUUGCGUUAAAGUUCCAAGAGAUCCUAUUAGCAAAAUGCCAAAAACAGCAUACGAAAGAAACAGUAAGACUUUAGUAGAUUCGCAUUGUAUUGAUUCGCCAACCAGCACAACAACUUUCCCUGCCGAUGCUUAUGAUAAAAAAGUAAAGGACUUUUAUCAGAGUAUACCUGACUACAAUGAUAUUAAUCAUUUACCUUCAUCAGAAUUUUAUUCAACUUUAAAAAAAUUAAGAGAAAAGAAGAGAGCUGUUUUAGGACUCCCUGUAGAAUAUAGUGAUGAAUACUUACAUAGCCACGGAAAUAAUUCAGUUUUUAAUAAACAAACUAGCAAUUGUUCUAUCGAUGGAUGUGAUAUUAAAAAAUGUCACAAGAUUAAAAAUCCCAAAACCAAUAAUAUAGCAAGGAGAAAAACAUCAAUAGAGAAAAGAGAUUUGGAGGAGCUGAAUUUGCACUUAGCAAACGAAAAUGUUAAUGACAAGAUUCCUGGAAGUUGCUUAAAAGUGAAUCAAAAUAAGAGCAAUGAUAUAAACAAUAAAGAUCGUGGUAAAAGUAAAUCAAGAAAUCAUUCUGCGUGUUCCAUUUCAUGGCAUGAUGACAAAGUUGGACGUGACAAAUGUGAAAUAGACAAAAAGUUUAAUAAGUUUUUUCAAUUAAAAGAAGUAGAUGGUUAUCAAAGAGAUGAGUUUAGAACACAAAGUAUGCCCUCAAGUCCCCUACGUAGUAAAUCUUUUAGAUCGUCAAGUCGCAACAGAAAAAGCUUAACUAUUCCGAAACCUUUUAAAAUGACCCUUAGGGAUGAUGAUGAACGGGUUGUAAGCGGACUUCGUACACUACAGAAAUCGUUUUCAGACGAUAUGUUGGACCAAAAACGAGAAAGGAAGCAAUUUCGAGCCCGGCCCGUACCUAUAGAAUCACGAAUUCCUCUCUACGACAAGAUUCUCGAAGACCAGGCUAUGAGGCGUGCUAUAACAAAAAUAAACAGCGAAGCCGAACUUCGGGCUCAGAUGAAACCGUUUAGUUUCACCAGAAGAGAAGAAAACGGGAUGGCAGGAGUGUGUGAAAGAGCAAUACAUGUUCUACCAAAACCUAAAAAGAAGAAGCGUUUCAAAGCUCGACCAAUUCCGAAGAAUCUUUUCUCUAAUUAUUUCUACGAUAAGAAGAAGCAGGAUGAUUUUUUCAGAUCAAUGAAUCGUCGUAUCAGAGCAGAAGAAAUGUUACAAAACGCCAACUACCCGGGCAGCAUGGCGAACCGCGACCGCAGUCGUCUAUCCACGCCGGCAGCGCACAGUGAUCUGCCAGUAGACCCUUCGCCAGCCGCGCCCUCCACAUUAUCCUCGGACAGAGGCAGAUGCUCCAGUCCAUCUAAAGGAUGUAAAUCGUCCAAAGAUGACUUUAUAACGACCAGCCCACAACCAUUUCGUUUCAAGACAGCUAAUAGGGCGAAUCAAAGGAUGUUAGAUAUAGCUCAAAAAGUGUACCAACCUGGGAAAAACACUGAUAGUAUCAGUGAUUGUAUCGCGAAACCUCGCGCGUACUCUGCAUUGGAACUGAAAGGGGCAGCGGCUGGACGGUCUAACCUGGCAGCUCUGUUGCGAGCUGAGUCCGUGCAGAGGAGGUUCGAAAUGGAAGCGGCUUCCAGUCUAGCUGAGCAACGAAGACGAAUUGAAUUACGGCAAAGAGAUCGCCAGUUACGAUCUAAACCAGCUUGGCAUCUCGUGAAAAACAAUCACGAAGAAGACAUAGCAAUGCGACUACAAACGCGGCGAGAUGAAGAGAGAAUGCGUCGCGAAGAAUUUUUGCAUGAAAUGGAAUUAAUGUACGGUCGAGUGCAACAGCAACCGCUUCUCUUCGAGAGGUACUACGCCCCACGAUCGUAUUCCCCCUGUAACAUUCGCUUGUCGCCGAGGAAAAGCUCAGGCAAGAAACGGGGACGAAGAAACCGUUCCUACCAAAUGACGCUGAGUGAUGGUUUUGACAGCGAUGUGCAAAAAUGUAUGGACAAAAUUGAAAACGAUGAUAAAGUUUUUGGGAAUUCAGAUGACUUGCUUGGCAGCAUUGAUAGAAGCUGCUAAUAACAGUUGAUGUACUUCAUGUACUUCACCUUUAACUUCAUGUUGUAAUAUAAUUUUAUCUUGUAGUGUAACAGCAAAGAUAUCAGUCCACUGGUGGAUAAAUUGUAGUUAUUAACGUUUGUUGCACUAUACCAGAGAUUGACUAGGAUACUAAAUAAACUUCUACAAGAAUA
Papilio polytes (common Mormon) is the source of this 2513-nucleotide messenger RNA. RefSeq names its product protein FAM161A. The transcript has 6 exons. Gene Ontology annotation, biological process: cilium organization. The record is from RefSeq and is a predicted model, not a curated record. Gene Ontology annotation, cellular component: cilium. The coding region runs from base 247 to 2340 and encodes 697 amino acids. NCBI's taxonomy places the organism in Eukaryota, Metazoa, Arthropoda, Insecta, Lepidoptera, Papilionidae.